Molecule: messenger RNA, 312 nt
Organism: Rotaria sp. Silwood1
Lineage: Eukaryota; Metazoa; Rotifera; Eurotatoria; Philodinida; Philodinidae
Source: the annotation of a GenBank genome assembly
AUGUUGCAUGUACUUGAAGCUUCAUCUGUAGCAGAUUCACAUUAUCCUACAACAUUUGAAAAACUUAUGUCGAGUUUAAUGGAACAUAUUCAAAGUGAAGAAGAAAAUGAUUUACCAAAAUUUGAAAAGUCAAUUACACGAGAUAUAAGUGCUUCAUUAGUUCAAAAAUUUGAAUUAACCAAAAUGCUUGUUCCUACUCAAUCUCAUUUGAAUGCAAAUCACAAAAUCCCAUUUGGAACAGUAGGCGAACUUAUGGGUGCUUCACCCGAAAAACUUCGUUAUUUGAUUGAUCAAUAUUCUGAAAUAAACUGA